GUUGCCGCAGUGACGGAGCCGGGGGAGGGCGAAGAUGGCGGCGCCUCUGCCGCGACGCUCUCAGCACCACCACCACCAUCACCCGCCGCCCGGGCCGGCCUCGCCGCCCGCCGCCUCCUCCCCGCCGCGCAGCCCCAGCCUGGCCCCCGCCGAGCUCGGCCCCGCCGCGCAGCGCCGCAGCCUGGCCGGCCUCGAGGGCGAGGCUCCCCCCGACGCCGAGCGGCCGCCGGCCCCGGAGUGCUCGGAGGCCCCGGGGCCGCCGCCGGGCUCGGGCAGCAGUUCCAGCAGCACCUCCUCGUCCUCCUCCGCCUCCUCGUCGGUCGCGUCGAGUCCGGCAGCGGAGAGUCCCGAGGCGGCGGGGCCGGGCGCGGCGAGCGGGGCGUUCCGCGAGCUGCUGGAGGCCUGCCGCAAUGGGGACGUGACGCGCGUCAAGCGCCUGGUGGACACCGGCAACGUCAACGCCAAGGACAUGGCCGGCCGCAAGUCCACGCCGCUCCACUUCGCCGCCGGUUUUGGAAGGAAGGAUGUUGUAGAGCACUUGCUACAGACAGGAGCCAACGUUCAUGCUCGUGACGAUGGAGGGCUGAUACCCCUUCACAACGCCUGUUCUUUUGGUCAUGCUGAAGUGGUUAGUCUGUUACUGUGUCAAGGAGCAGACCCAAACGCUAGAGACAAUUGGAACUACACUCCUUUGCAUGAAGCUGCUAUCAAGGGGAAGAUAGAUGUGUGUAUUGUGCUGCUGCAGCACGGAGCUGAUCCAAACAUUCGGAACACCGAUGGGAAGUCUGCACUGGAUCUGGCAGACCCUUCAGCAAAAGCUGUACUCACGGGUGAAUACAAGAAGGACGAACUCCUGGAAGCUGCUAGGAGUGGUAAUGAAGAAAAGCUGAUGGCUUUAUUGACUCCUUUAAAUGUGAACUGCCAUGCAAGUGAUGGGCGUAAGUCCACUCCUUUACACCUAGCAGCAGGCUACAACAGAGUUCGAAUAGUCCAACUUCUGCUCCAGCACGGUGCAGAUGUUCACGCAAAGGACAAAGGUGGUCUUGUGCCUCUUCACAACGCAUGUUCAUACGGACACUACGAAGUGACAGAGCUGCUGCUUAAGCAUGGUGCCUGUGUGAAUGCUAUGGAUCUCUGGCAGUUUACCCCGUUGCACGAAGCUGCUUCCAAGAACCGCGUAGAGGUCUGCUCCCUCCUGCUGAGUCACGGUGCAGAUCCCACGUUAGUCAACUGCCAUGGCAAGAGUGCAGUCGAUAUGGCUCCAACGCCUGAGCUAAGGGAGAGACUGACCUAUGAAUUCAAAGGACACUCUUUACUGCAAGCAGCCAGAGAAGCAGACCUAGCCAAAGUGAAAAAGACACUUGCUUUGGAGAUCAUUAAUUUUAAGCAGCCACAGUCACAUGAGACUGCACUGCACUGUGCUGUGGCCGCUGUGCAUCCCAAGCGGAAGCAAGUUACUGAGCUGUUGCUCAGGAAAGGAGCAAAUGUUAACGAGAAAAACAAAGAUUUCAUGACACCUUUGCAUGUUGCAGCUGAAAAAGCUCAUAAUGAUGUGAUGGAAGUUCUGCAUAAACACGGAGCAAAGAUGAAUGCACUGGACACCCUUGGUCAGACAGCAUUGCAUAGGGCUGCAUUGGCAGGUCACUUGCAAACCUGCCGGCUCUUGCUGAAUUAUGGCUCUGAUCCCUCCAUCAUCUCUUUACAAGGCUUCACAGCGGCACAGAUGGGAAAUGAAGCAGUGCAACAGAUUCUAAGUGAAAGUACACCUGUGCGCACAUCUGAUGUGGAUUAUCGGUUGUUAGAAGCAUCCAAAGCUGGAGACUUGGAAACUGUGAAGCAACUUUGCAGCCCUCAGAAUGUGAAUUGCAGAGAUUUGGAAGGCCGUCAUUCAACACCGCUGCACUUUGCUGCAGGAUAUAACCGUGUGUCAGUGGUGGAGUAUCUGUUGCACCAUGGGGCAGAUGUACAUGCCAAAGACAAAGGUGGCUUAGUACCCCUGCACAAUGCCUGUUCUUAUGGACACUACGAAGUGGCUGAACUCUUAGUGAGGCACGGUGCUUCUGUCAACGUCGCAGACCUGUGGAAAUUCACUCCUCUACAUGAAGCAGCAGCAAAAGGAAAAUAUGAAAUCUGCAAGCUGCUUUUAAAACAUGGAGCGGAUCCGACAAAAAAGAAUCGAGAUGGGAACACUCCUCUAGAUUUGGUGAAAGAAGGAGACACGGAUAUCCAGGACUUACUGCGAGGAGAUGCUGCCUUGCUAGAUGCUGCCAAGAAGGGGUGCCUGGCACGAGUGCAGAAGCUGUGUACUCAAGAAAAUAUCAACUGCAGAGACACCCAGGGAAGAAAUUCAACUCCGCUACAUCUUGCCGCUGGUUACAACAAUUUGGAAGUUGCUGAAUACCUUCUUGAGCAUGGUGCUGAUGUUAAUGCCCAGGACAAAGGAGGAUUAAUCCCCCUACACAAUGCAGCAUCCUAUGGGCACGUGGAUAUUGCAGCACUGUUGAUCAAAUACAAUACGUGUGUAAAUGCAACAGAUAAAUGGGCUUUCACACCAUUGCAUGAAGCUGCACAAAAAGGAAGAACACAACUCUGUGCUCUGCUGUUAGCUCACGGAGCAGAUCCAACAAUGAAGAAUCAAGAGGGUCAGACGCCACUAGACCUGGCAACAGCUGAUGAUAUCCGAGCUUUGCUGAUAGAUGCGAUGCCUCCAGAAGCUUUGCCUACAUGCUUUAAGCCUCAAGCUACUGUUGUUAGUGCCUCCCUGAUCUCACCAGCAUCUACGCCGUCCUGCCUCUCCGCUGCCAGCAGUAUAGAUAACCUUACUGGGCCGCUGGCAGAACUAGCUGUAGGAGGGGCAUCCAAUGCUGGUGAUGGAGCAGCGGGAACUGAAAGGAAGGAAGGAGAAGUUUCUGGUCUUGACAUGAAUAUUACCCAGUUCCUAAAAAGCCUAGGUCUUGAACACCUUCGGGACAUCUUUGAGACAGAACAGAUAACCCUGGAUGUGCUGGCAGACAUGGGGCACGAAGAGCUUAAAGAAAUUGGGAUCAAUGCAUAUGGACACCGCCACAAAUUAAUUAAAGGUGUGGAGAGACUUCUAGGAGGGCAGCAAGGCACCAAUCCUUAUUUGACUUUCCACUGCGUGAGUCAGGGGACCAUUCUCCUUGACCUUGCUCCUGACGAUAAGGAGUAUCAGUCUGUAGAAGAGGAGAUGCAAAGUACAAUCCGGGAGCAUCGAGAUGGUGGAAAUGCUGGCGGGAUCUUCAAUAGGUAUAAUGUCAUCAGGAUUCAAAAGGUCGUGAACAAGAAGUUGCGGGAAAGAUUCUGUCACAGGCAGAAGGAGGUCUCAGAAGAGAAUCAUAAUCAUCACAAUGAACGCAUGUUGUUUCAUGGGUCUCCUUUUAUCAAUGCUAUCAUUCACAAAGGAUUUGAUGAAAGGCACGCGUACAUUGGAGGAAUGUUUGGAGCUGGAAUUUACUUUGCCGAGAACUCCUCAAAAAGCAACCAAUAUGUGUAUGGGAUAGGGGGAGGAACAGGCUGUCCCACACACAAAGACAGGUCCUGCUAUAUCUGCCACAGACAAAUGCUUUUCUGUAGAGUGACCCUUGGAAAAUCCUUUCUUCAGUUCAGCACAAUGAAAAUGGCUCAUGCCCCUCCAGGACACCAUUCUGUUAUUGGCCGGCCAAGUGUGAAUGGACUUGCGUACGCUGAAUAUGUUAUCUACAGAGGAGAACAGGCAUACCCGGAAUAUCUCAUUACAUACCAGAUUGUGAAACCAGAAGCUCCCUCACAGACAGCAACAGCAGCAGAGCAAAAGACCUAGUAGCUACAGAGCAGUGAAGGAGGAUGCAACUUCGAUCUUGGACUGGUUGGAUACAUGUUUCAGAAAAUCAGUAUCAUACAAAAUCCUUAACAACCUGGAAAUAAGCUGUAUGUCUUUUAUAAGGAUCGCUGUCUUGAUAAAUAUGAUAUGAGUAACACUUGCAUACUCGACUGCUACUGUUCCUUUUGAGGAAAGUUUACAAGGGACUGCCUUUUAAUAACGUAUCUCAGGCUCCUGGUCUCUGCAGUUACCAUGUGUAAAAUAAUGUUGUUUUUACUUAGACUUUGGGAACAUUAUUGUGGAAAUCUUCAUCAAUGCCAUCUCACAUGUUAAAAUUUCAGACACUACUAGUUAUUUUAUUUGCAGAUAACUUGCAUUAAGCCCAUAAUUUUCUUUUCAGCAUACACCAUUCACUUUGUGUUUUCAAGAGAUCCUAGUUAACUAUUUAUUUUCCUUUUGUAUUCUGAAGUUGAGCCGGAACCUUCUUCAAGAUAUUUUGCACAAAGUCGGUUUGACUAAAAUCAUUAAUAAUGCAAUAUGAAUUUCAUCUGAGAAGGGGCUAGGUCCAGUUCUUCAAUAGAGGGGCUUUUUUGCACACCUCUGAGCAAACGAUAAUGUGAGUGAGUGUAACUUUUGAGUGGAAACAAAUUGUUAGUUCACUGUUUUGUCCUGAGUUUUCUGGGGAAAGCCCUGGGAAGUGUGCAAGGGUAAAACCAGCUUUUGUGCUUGGAAGAACUUCAUAAAGCAGGUUAAUGCCCUCUGCUGGCAUCUCUAAAAGGAACUUUUCAUAAGGUUCCUAUUAAAUACAUGCAGUUUGUGAAAUGUUCUCCAGUUACAGUGACGUAUGGUUGUGUUGAGAAAUAGCAAGUGAGAAGUCAGAAGGCUGCAUACACGAGGGUGUAUCAGGUUUGUGUCCUUCUGUGGUAUGGGACUCAGUAAUGGGUUUCAGACUAGUAAGGGAGAGUGUAUUUUAGCAGUUUCAUGUCGCAUCUUUGUAUGUGACAUCACAGUUGAAGAGCUUAAAGGAUUUACAAAAAUACUAAUGCUUUUAAAUAUCUAUUUUACAUUUUGAUGAGAAUGAACUUUUAAAACAUCAGCUGGCAAGUGGAUUUGUUUGCAGGUAUACCAGAGAACAAAGCUAGGAUUUGUUCACUCUAAUUCCCUUCCCUGCAAGUUCCCAGGUUUGUUUCACUGGGUAGGAGGAAGGGUGUUUUAAGCAUUGCAUAGCACAGCAUCAAACAAUUUCAUAAGUCCCUGUCCUGGAGGAUAUGCAUUUGGCAAAAGUCAAAACAGAUUUCUUCUUUGUGUUGUUUUUACAACUUAAGAGAAGGUUGAAAUUUAGGCAGUGUUAAUUCUUUUCUUGACAGCCAAUACAAGGAGAUGUGCUUCAGUGUUGAGCAUGUAAUGACUGAAGAAUAAAAUGUUCCUUUGAGCACAACACGCUGUACAUUUCCCUGUCAGCCACCACUACUUACUAUCUAAUGAUCCCAUUCAUGCGUUCAAGUUUUAUCCGCCUUUAAGCAAGGAAAUGACAGAAUAGCGUGCUUUUAGUUUACAAAAAUAUAUGUGCUCCCCGCAAGCGGGAUUUUGCUGAUGUGUUUGGAUAAAACAAACUUAAACCUGAAGAGCUUUUCACUUUCAGCAUUAAAACAUAAAGUUUUCAUUUUUAACAUAAAGAUAUUAAUGUUCAAGUAAGUUAUCCUCAUGGAGGAACUUCAUCCACUGUAAAAUCAGUCAUUUGAUGCAAUCUGGCUACCGGUACAUCAUCUGUUUGUAAUAUCUCUAACAAAAACCUUAGAAAUAGCAAUACUCCAACAGAUCUUGAACUUUGGGUUUUAUUUGUCUGAAGCUGGCAGUGGAUAUAUGGUUCUCGCUUCAUUUUAUGACCUGAUUAAAUAUGUAGCUUUGAAGUCCAAGCCAGGCUUUAGCCUAGUUCUUUUAAUCAAAUUUUCAUUGAUAAAAUUGGGUGCUUGUAUUUUGGCUACUUGUUUAAUAGCGUUAGGAUUGCGAAGAUCACCACUAGGCUUUGAAGCUUUGUAUUCAUCAUUUAAGUUUGGGAUUUGUUUUUAACUUAGUUAAUAAUGGAGUGGGGGGAUGUGCCUAUCUACACUAGGGUUUAAGAUAGUGUUGAGAGUGAGUGUUGCUCACCAUCCCCAGGUAGACAUAGUUUUAAGUGGUAAAACAGUUGUGCUGCUUAGGUGAGCGAAAUGGUUGAUGUGAGUGUGGAAGUUAAAAGCUUUACAUCUUUCAAAAACAAGAACAAAUCUAAACACAAAAACCCCACCAAGCCCGCACCAGACUCUGUUCUUGCUUGUUGUUUCCUGUGUGCUGAUCGAACUAAAGGCUAGUCUGGAUUUCUUCUGCAGCCUUGACCUUCCAGUGGAUAAAAAUAUUAUCCAGUAUCUUUGAACUGCCAGUGUUAACGUAUCUGAUGUUCUGUGCUGAGUAAGGUGCUGUGUGAGGAAAUCAUUUUGCAGUGGUUUUUGUCUUGUAAUGACAUGAUCUCAUAUCCGUUUGUGGCCAGACACAGAGGAAUACCCAGGCCUGAUGAUAUGUACGGUGUUGUAGCUCCUCUUACAGUUUAAAACAAAGUGAGGAUCUGCCCAUCAGCAUCAGUUGCCCAUGAAAAAGCUGGUCAUGGUUUUGGUGGUAGAGCUGUAUUAGGCAGAUAGUACAGAUGCUGCUGCUUUAGCUGGGGCAAUUAACCAGUUCUAUAGAAUGGGACCUAAAAACCAGCACGCCCCUUAACAAGGCAGCUGCUGCCUCCUGAGAAGUGAAGAGGUUUUUUGACUUUCUGAGAAGGGCAGUUCCCCGGCAAUGGGAUGCUCCUGUGCAGCAUUGGGUCACCAGCGGAGGCACGGUAGGAGCUGGGAUGCAAGAAGACGCUAGGAUAAACCAUCUUAUAGGCUUGGGUGCCUGAGGACCUCUCACUGAGGUCCUCACUGAGGACCGCUCCAGAAAGAGCGCUUCCCACAGGGACAGAACAUGGUGUCUGCUGGGGAAAAGGAAGGCAGUCGUACAUGCCUGUUGAUUUUCAUCCAUGUCCCUUUGAGGCAGUGUUUUGAAACACCUGAGCAGUUUGCGAUGGGACCUUAAUAGGCAAAACAAAGCAAUUUCACCACGUAGCAAAGAAGGGAGGGUUCCUGCUCUCCAUUGCUGAUAUUGUUUCCAUGAGACAGAUGAAUUAGGUACCUAGUGCAGUGGCAUUGCAGUCUGAAUGCUGUCAACAAAACUUCUGUUAGGAUUAAAAGCAGAGAGUACGGUACCUUAAUAAGGUGUAUCUUAUUUUCUCAUCCUUAUUUUUAUCUGCCAGUAUAUUUUGAUCCCAGCUCCACAGAGACUGUUACAAACCUCUUGUGCUAGUUCCACCAUUUUGCAGUCAAUAUCGGUCUGUAGUCCAAGGGAUGAGCAAUGUGUUUCCUAACCUCUGUUGCAAAUGUCUGCAUGUGAUGCGAAUGAAUCCCCCUGCAUUAUGCAGCAGGAAUUUCUUUUGUUGCCAACUUCUAUACUUUGCUCCUUGAUAACAGAAUACCCCAAACCAAAACUCUACACUGAAGCAAAAAGAAAGCCACAUAAAAUGUUCUGCACUGUUGGCCUUGAUGGGCAGCAGACAUGGAAGAGACACACGAGACUGGGGAGCUUCUGGAUAAAGGUGCUUCCUUGGCUCUGAAAACCAGCUGAUCCUUCUGUUUGUUGUGGGUUAGAGGAGACAUCUAUUCCCUGGGAACGUGUGAAGCGCUGGGGGGAUGCUAACAUGUUGUGUCUUUGCAUGGCCUGUGGGAACUACUUAACGCAGAUCUCCUCAGAAAAGACUCCCACAUCCCUGCAGUGAAGUCAGAACUCCUGCAGAGGUCAUGCACUACCUAGAAUUUCCACAUGAGACCGUUAAGAGAAAUUACCCAGAACAGAUUUUCCCAAAAUAUUCAUGGGGGGAGGUUCCAACCACAAAGCAGAUCUGUUUGAACAUCGCUAAUCAUUCUUGGACGCUGAAGGUUAGAAAAUGUUCAAUUUAGUUUUAAUGGGAUUUCUUCCUUUCCAUGCUGCUUUGCCACAGGAAAAUCUAGCUCAGAAAUCUUAAAAGGAGAUGCAUCUAAUGCGUUGCUUCAGACAUUUUAAGCUAUGUUGCAGCCCUGCUAAACAAGACGUGGGAAAGUUAGAUUUGGUUCUGUCCACAGAUAGAAAAUGGCUUGUGAACCUCCAAGCCUUCAGUCCUCUGAUGAUCAGAAGAGGUGGCUUUGGCACAGCCUGGAGCACGCUCCUGAUCUUUCAGAGGGGCAGGGCACACACAGAGAUGCAGUGGUAAUGUUCCCACUAUCUGAACCCAUAGUAGAAACCAAGAGGGUCAGGGGACAGCAUGUGCAUGUUAAAACUUCUGAAGCAAAGUGAAUGAACCCAUGAAUCCGUAGGGAAUGAGAAACAGAUGCAUUUCCCAUUACACCAACACAUAUGCCUGUCAGGUCCUAUUUUCUGACUGGUUUUGAUAUAUCUAUUUCUGUCCUACUGAACCUGGUGGCAGCAAAUCUUAGUGUUGGGUUCCAUUAAUUACUAAAUUAGCUGAAUUAGAGGCUCUGUAUUACAAGGUAAUUUUGACACUUUGUUCUUAACAUCUGCAGAACUUGCUUCAGUUUUGGAGAUUGAAAUGGGUUUUUUCUGUGCCACAGUCCCGUGACCUUGUGCAUCUUCAUUCCUAAUUGUUUUCUCCACUGGCCCAAAUGGUAACAUACCAGGGGGUUGAAUUUUUAGAUCUUUUUUUGUAUAACUUGUAUUCAUAACUAGCCCUGCGUGUUGCCUCUCUUGGUUGCAAAUUACCUGGAGCUGUGGUAUCAUUUAUUUCCUCCUUUCCCCCCUCUCUCAAAGAAGACGAUGGGCAGGUUCUCAGCCUACCUACAUGGUGGACUUUAGGUAACAUCUCUGUAACAACUGAGUUUGAUCUAUAAAUGUGCUUGGCUAAAUGUCUGAUCUGCAAUACUUGUAAUAGUUUAAAAUUCAAUAAAUACAUUUUUAACAGUU
Messenger RNA from Cuculus canorus (common cuckoo), 8830 nucleotides. RefSeq names its product tankyrase (gene TNKS). The record is from RefSeq and is a predicted model, not a curated record. Lineage: Eukaryota; Metazoa; Chordata; Aves; Cuculiformes; Cuculidae. The transcript is spliced from 27 exons. Gene Ontology annotation, cellular component: cytoplasm; nucleus. Gene Ontology annotation, molecular function: NAD+ poly-ADP-ribosyltransferase activity; protein binding. The coding region runs from base 35 to 3820 and encodes 1261 amino acids.